AUGAGCUUAGCCCGUGGGGAACAUAUUAAUCGAGCAAUAUUAAAACCCAUAAAAGUGGCGACAUAAAAGAAAACUAAUGAACAUCAUUCCUCCGCAACAAAUACUUGCCAAACACAAUCGAAUGAUGAAGAAGUACAGAAAUUUAUUCGACCUGAUCAACUUUGGGCAAUGCUAUUAGCUGUCAAUUCCACGCCAACACCGAAUAUGAAGAAGCUGAUCUCUUUUUUGUAUUCGAUUCCCGCCAGUAAUGCUUAUGCUGAAAGUGUAUUUUCUGAACUCAGACAUUUCCUGAAUGAUUUUCGUAAUCGAAUGACAGACCAUUCUAUAUCGGCUGAACUGCAGACUCGUCGAAAUGCCUCUAAGUUAUGCACCGUUCUAACAGCAAAUACACAUUCAACAAACAACAUGUUCAAUAGUUUUGUUUUUCACGAAUUCAAAGGAAAAUUGUUAACGAUGUGA
Molecule: messenger RNA, 459 nt
Organism: Adineta ricciae
Lineage: Eukaryota; Metazoa; Rotifera; Eurotatoria; Adinetida; Adinetidae
Source: the annotation of a GenBank genome assembly